GCCGCUGUAAGCAGGGCCUGUGGGAGGGAGACUGGGGGGCGGCGGGGAGGGGGUGCACUUAGGCAACGUGUGUGCACACGCGUGUGUAUGCAGGUGUGUGCAGGAGCCGGGGACGCGCAGGGCCUCUGGGAGAACUGAGGGCAGAGGGAGGAGCACUGUUUCUAAGGGGGACACAUCACAGGAGACUGGGUCUGGAUUUGGGGGAGACCCAGGGCUUGCGGAGUUUCCUUCUCAGGGGCUUGGGCUGGGGGUACAGGACGUGUGUGGUCCAGGCAUCCCCAAAACAGACAAGUUUCCACCUCCCCAGCUGUGGGGUCCCAGCAAAGGGCAAGCAUCUCCUUCCAGCCUGCAGUUAGGGGCUCAUCAUUUUCCACAGAUAAGGGGUGAUGAGGCUGCCCGCGGGAGCAUAUUUUAAGUUCUGAGAGCUCCAGGCCCCGCUAGUACUCUCCCUUUCCUCAAUCCUCACUGCAGUUUAUUUAAGCCUAAAUUGGAGGGGCGAUGAGGGUCCCAGGUUGGGGCAGAGAAGGAGGGACCCCACCCCCAACCCAACCACCUGGGAAGACCCCAAACUACAACUCCCACGAUGCCCCGGGCCAUCCGGCUCCUCUGCCAAGAAGCCCCUGGUUGCAGAGCAUUAUGGGAGUUGCAGUCCAAGACUAGCCGGGUAGGACGGUCCUGGAGUCCCGGAGCCAGGGACUUGAAGCCGGGACCCCAACCCAGCCCUAUGCCCAUAGAUGGAUUCGCCCUGGGCCGGGCCACUCUGGCUCCUCCGUACGCUGUGGUCCUCAUUUCCUGCUCUGGCCUGCUGGCUUUUAUCUUCCUCCUCCUCACCUGUCUGUGCUGCAAACGGGGAGAUGUCGGCUUCAAGGAAUUUGAGAACCCUGAAGGGGAGGACUGUUCCGGGGAGUACACUCCUCCGGCGGAGGAGACCUCCUCCUCACAGUCUCUUCCUGACGUCUACAUUCUCCCGCUGGCUGAGGUCUCCCUGCCCAUGCCUGCCCCACAGCCUUCACAUUCAGACAUGACCACCCCCCUGGGCCUUAGCCGCCAGCAUCUCAGCUACCUACAAGAGAUUGGGAGCGGCUGGUUUGGGAAGGUGAGUGGUGCUGGGGGUGGGGCGAGGGGGUCCCUACAAUCCAGGACUGUGCUCCUGUUCUGUGUCCAUCCCCCCUGCUGUCACCACUUCUCAUCUGCCCCUCCACUCCUUCCCCUGCCUGCCUCCGCCAACCCAUCCCCUGCACCUUUACCUCUCACCCGCUCCCCGCCCCCUCCCCCCACAUCUGUCGGUCAGCGCCUCCCUCCUCACUCCAUCGACCACUUCGCCUCGCCACCCGGCUCUUCACUCGUCCGUCUGUCCAUCCUUCCAUCCGUCCCUGCGUCCAUCGGACUCUGGGCCUGUGAGUCUCCCCCCACAUGCCGUGGGGGGCGAGGGUGGUGGGAUAGGAAGCGGGACUGGAAAGGAGGGGCAAGUUGGGAAGUGUGCGGUAGGGUGGAGCUGGUCCGGGAAAUGGGGCUGGGAAAAGGGCGCGGAGUGACUUUCUGCAUCCCCCUCAACCAGGUGAUCCUGGGGGAGAUUUUCUCCGACUACACCCCAGCCCAGGUGGUGGUGAAGGAGCUCCGAGCCAGCGCGGGGCCCCUGGAGCAGCGCAAGUUCAUCUCGGAAGCCCAGCCUUACAGAAGCCUGCAGCACCCCAACAUCCUCCAGUGCCUGGGCCUGUGUGUGGAGACAUUGCCCUUUCUGCUGAUCAUGGAGUUCUGUCAGCUGGGGGACCUAAAGCGUUACCUGCGGGCCCAGCGACCCCCCGAGGGCCUGUCCCCUGAGCUGCCCCCUCGAGAUCUGCGGACACUGCAAAGGAUGGGCCUGGAGAUCGCCCGUGGACUGGCGCACCUGCACUCCCACAACUACGUGCACAGCGACCUGGCCCUUCGCAACUGCCUGCUGACCUCCGACCUCACCGUUCGCAUCGGAGACUACGGGCUCGCCCACAGCAACUACAAGGAGGACUACUACCUGACCCCAGAGCGCCUGUGGAUCCCACUGCGCUGGGCGGCGCCCGAACUCCUCGGAGAGCUGCACGGGACCUUCAUGGUUGUGGACCAGAGCCGCGAGAGCAACAUCUGGUCCCUGGGGGUGACCCUGUGGGAGCUGUUUGAGUUCGGAGCACAGCCCUACCGCCACCUAUCGGAUGAGGAGGUCCUCGCCUUUGUGGUUCGCCAGCAGCACGUCAAGCUGGCGCGGCCGCGCCUCAAGCUGCCCUACGCAGACUACUGGUAUGACAUCCUGCAGUCCUGCUGGCGGCCACCUGCCCAGCGCCCCUCAGCCUCUGACCUCCAACUGCAGCUCACCUACCUGCUCUCGGAGCGGCCCCCGCGGCCUCCCCCACCCCCACCCCCACCCCGAGAUGGCCCUUUCCCCUGGCCCUGGCCUCCAACACAUACUGCACCCCGUUCAGGGACCCUGUCCUCGCCCUUCCCCCUUCUGGAUGGCUUCCCAGGGGCUGACCCCGACGACGUGCUCACAGUCACCGAGAGCAGCCGUGGCCUCAACCUUGAGUGCCUGUGGGAGAAGGCGCGGCGAGGGGCAGGCCGGGGUGGGGGGGCCCCCCCCUGGCAACCAGCAUCUGCACCCCCGGCACCCCACACCAACCCCUCAAACCCCUUCUACGAGGCUCUGUCCACGCCUAGUGUGCUGCCGGUCAUCAGUGCACGAAGCCCCUCUGUAGGCAGCGAAUACUACAUCCGCCUGGAGGAGCACGGCUCCCCGCCUGAACCCCUCUUCCCCAAUGACUGGGACCCCCUGGACCCGGGAGUAUCCGCCCCCCAGCCCCCUCAGGCCCCCUCCGAAGUCCCCCAGCUGGUGUCCGAGACCUGGGCCUCGCCCCUCUUCCCAGCACCCCGGUCCUUCCCGGCCCAGGCCUCUGCCUCAGGUGGCUUCCUCCUGAGCGGCUGGGACCCCGAGGGCCGGGGUGCCGGGGAGACCCUGGCUGGAGACCCUGCCGAGGUGCUGGGGGAGCGGGGGGCUGCCCCGUGGGCCGAGGAAGAGGAGGAGGAGGAGGGCAGCUCCCCGGGGGAAGACAGCAGCAGCCUUGGGGGAGGCCCCAGUCGGCGGGGUACCCUCCCCUGCCCCCUGUGCAGCCGCGAAGGGGCCUGCUCCUGCCUGCCGCUGGAGCGGGGGGAUGCUGUUGCCGGCUGGGGGGGCCACCCUGCUCUUGGCUGUCCCCACCCCCCAGAAGACGACUCAUCCCUGCGAGCAGAACGGGGUUCCCUGGCCGACCUGCCCCUGGCCCCCCCUGCUUCGGCCCCCUCCGAGUUUUUGGACCCCCUUAUGGGGGCGGCGGCACCCCAGUACCCCGGGCGGGGGCCACCACCCGCUCCCCCCCCCCCGCCGCCACCUCCCCGGGCCCCCGCGGACCCCGCCGCGUCCCCCGACCCCCCAUCGGUCGUGGCCAGUCCCGGCUCAGGCCUGUCCUCUCCGGGCCCCAAGCCGGGGGACAGCGGCUACGAGACCGAGACCCCUUUUUCCCCCGAGGGAGCCUUCCCAGCCGGGGGGGCAGCCGAGGAGGAAGGGGUCCCUCGGCCACGGGCUCCCCCCGAGCCCCCCGACCCAGGAGCGCCCCGGCCACCCCCAGACCCGGGUCCCCUCGCACUCCUGGGGACCCGGGAGAAGCCAACCUUCAUGGUUCAAGUGAGCACCGAGCAGCUGCUGAUGUCCCUGCGGGAGGACGUGACAAGGAACCUCCUAGGGGAGAAGGGGGUGUCUCCCCAGGAGCCAGGGCCCAGGAAGCCGGGGAAAGGCACCGGGAACAGAGAGACAGCCCCGGGCCCAACAGUCCCAGGCAGCGACCAGAAAGCCCCAAGCCCAAACGAGGACCUGAGCCUUCCUGUGAACGGGGUGACAGUGUUGGAGAACGGGGGCCAGAAAGCCCCAGGCAUCGAGGAGACAGCAGUGGAGAAUGGGGGCCCGGGGUCCCCCGAGAGAGAAGACAAAGUGUUGGCGAAUGGGGAGCUGCCACCCCCAAGGAGGGAGAAGGAGUUAGAGAAUGGGGAGCUGAAAUGCCCAGAGGCCAUGGAGAAAGUGCUGGUGAAUGGGGGGCUGACACCCCCAAAGAGCGAGGAGAAGGUGGCAGAGAAUGGGGGCCUGAGCCUCCCCAGGAAGGCGGAGAGGCCACCAGAGACUGGGCCUUGGAGAGCCCCAGGGCCCUGGGAGAAGAUGGCCGAGAGUGGGGGUCCAGCCCCCACGAUAGGGGAGCCAGCCCCCGAGAUCUCGCUGGAGAGAGCCCCCGAGUCCCACGCAGCAGUGGCCUCGCCCCUGAAAGGCUGGGAGACAGCGCCUGGCCCCAUUGGCCCAGCCCCCAGGAGCGGGGCACCGGACCCCGGGACCCAGAGGAGAGCCCCAGAGACUGGGAGGGCGCUGAGAGCCCCCGGGGCUGGGAAGCUGGACCCCGGGAGUGGGGGCCAAGCCCCGGGGGACAUGGGGACGGCCCACGGCGGCGGCCCCGGAAGCGGCGUGGACGCAAAGGCCGGGUGGGCAGACAGCAUGAGGCCGCAGCCUCCGCCACCACCGGAGGUCCAACCGAGGAGGCCGGAGCCAGUGCCCCCGAGAGCCAAGCCGGAGGCGGCCCCCGAGGGAGACCCCGGGGCCCCAGACAGCAGGGCCGGCGGAGACACGGCACCCAGCGGAGACGGGGACCCCCUCAAGCCCGAGAGGAAGGGCCCAGAGAUGCCACGACUGUUCUUGGACUUGGGACCUCCCCAGGGGAACAGCGAGCAGAUCAAAGCCAAGCUCUCCCGGCUCUCGCUGGCGCUGCCGCCGCUCACGCUCACGCCAUUCCCGGGACCGGGCCCCCGGCGGGCCCCGUGGGAGGGCACGGACGCCGGGGCGGCUGGCGGGGAGGCCGGCGGGGCGGGGGCGCCGGGGCCGGCGGAGGAGGACGGGGAGGACGAGGACGAGGAGGACGAGGCGGCGGGCGCGGCGGAGCCGCGGGGCCCCGGGAGAGCACGGGCAGCCCCGGUGCCCGUCGUGGUGAGCAGCGCCGACGCGGACGCGGCCCGCCCGCUGCGGGGGCUGCUCAAGUCUCCGCGCGGGGCCGACGAGCCCGAGGACAGCGAGCUGGAGAGGAAGCGCAAGAUGGUCUCCUUCCACGGGGACGUGACCGUCUACCUCUUCGACCAGGAGACGCCAACCAACGAGCUGAGCGUCCAGGGCCCCCCCGAGGGGGACACGGACCCAUCAACGCCCCCAGCGCCCCCGACGCCUCCCCACCCCACCACCCCCGGAGAUGGGUUUCCCAGCAACGACACCGGCUUUGGAGGCAGUUUCGAGUGGGCGGAGGAUUUCCCCCUCCUCCCCCCGCCAGGCCCCCCCCUGUGCUUCUCCCGCUUCUCCGUCUCGCCUGCGCUGGAGACCCCGGGGCCCCCCUCCCGGGCCCCAGACGCCCGACCCGCAGGUACCUUGCCUCAGACCCUCAGACCCGCCCCCACCUCGGUCCCUCCCUCUAUUUCUCCAACUCUCUGCCCCAUCUCUCUCUCUCUCCAUCUGCCUCUCCUCCACUCUCUGUCCCUAUCUCAGAAUGUCCCUGCCUCUCGUGGUCUCUCGCUCCGCCCCCUCCCCUUCUCUCUGUGGGACCUCAUCCAGCUCCGGGACCAGCACCCGACCAGGCGGUAUUCAUCAGAUGGUCUUGGUUCUGCCCAUCCCUUAGCCUCAGUUUCCCCUUCUGUAAGGAUUCCCUCUGAGGCUUCUCCCAGCCCUGCCCGUCUUUGGCCCAGACUUUUGCCUGGCACUGGCCAGGGUCCUGACCCUACUGGAAUUUGGGGGGAACAUUGAUCAGGGGCAGACUAGGCUCAGGGAGAAGACACCAGUGUGGGCAAAGCUAGUUAGUAUGAAACAGAGCUGAGAGGACACAGCCAGUGAAUCUGAUAAUAACAACAACUACACUACAAGUAAUAAUGAUCGAAAGCACGUACCUAGACCUUAUAAUGUGCUUGACACAACUUUAAUCCAUUUAAUCCUAUGAUCCUAUGGGAAACCUUGGCGUAGUGGUUAAGUACAGCAGCUGCUUACCAAAGGUUGGCAGUUCAAAUCCACCAGGAGUUCCUUGGAAACUCUAUGGGGCAAUUCUUCUCUGUCUUGUAGGGUCGCUAUGAGUCGGAAUUGACUCAAGGGCAGCAGGUUUGGUUGUUUGGUUUUUAUGAUCCCAUAAAGGAGCCUUGGUACCAAAGUAGUUAAGCAUUUGGCUGCUAAUUGAAAAGUUGGUGGUGCCAACCCAGCAGCUGGAAAAAUGUGGCAGUCUGCUUCCAUAAAAAGAUUACAGCCUUGGAAACCCUAUGGGCAGUUCUAUCCUGUCCUACAGGGUCGCUGUGAGUCAGGAUGGACUUGAAGGCAACGGGUUUGGUUUUAUAACAACAAUGAUCCCAUGGGGUGGGUUCUGGUCUCAUCCCCAUUUUACAAAAGAGAAACUGAGGCACAGAGAGGUCACACAGCAGGGAGUAAGGAGCCAGAAUUCACACCGGGGCCUCCCAAGCUGUGAAGCCGUGUCUUCUUCAUGAGUCACCAUUUGUCAGCCUCCUUUCCUGUGGAGUUUCAUGUACAAGUAUCGCUAAUCCUCACGGCCACCUGGGGAGAAGAUCACAUCACUGGCAUUUUCUGACUGUACCAGAAGCCAGAGAGGGGACAGUCCAGCAAGCCUUCCGCGGCAGGACGGAAAGCUGAAGAGCUGGGACAGCCCAGCUCCCACCGUGCUCUCUGCUUCCCCCUGCUGGCCAUUCAGGGAACACCGU
Loxodonta africana (African savanna elephant) is the source of this 6777-nucleotide messenger RNA. It is a transcript of the gene LMTK3, whose product is annotated as lemur tyrosine kinase 3. Lineage: Eukaryota; Metazoa; Chordata; Mammalia; Proboscidea; Elephantidae. Gene Ontology annotation, molecular function: ATP binding; protein kinase activity. The record is from RefSeq and is a predicted model, not a curated record. Gene Ontology annotation, biological process: protein phosphorylation. The transcript is spliced from 12 exons. Bases 584 to 5824 code for a protein of 1746 amino acids.